AUGAAGCCAGCAGAGAUCAGAUUCUCUCUACAGAGACCUCUACAGCACAGAGAUCCAGACAUGGCUCCUACAAUCACUGCAGCAUCGACCAAUUCUCAGGAGCAUCUGACUCUGACCCACAAGCUCAGAAAGCCUCUGGUGGAGAAGUUACGGAGAGAGCGAAUCAACAGCAGCAUUGAGCAUCUCAAGUCUCUCCUGGGUCCAGAGUUCCUCAAACAGGAACCAGACUCCAAGCUGGAGAAAGCAGACAUCCUGGAGAUGACAGUUUGUGUCUUGAGACUGCAGCAGCAGAAUCAAGCUGUGGACUCAGCAGCUGUUGGUCAGGGCUACUCCAGAUGUGUCCAAGAGGUGACACACUUCCUGUCCAAGGAGCAGGUGAAGCCACAGUCCCAGAGAAGACUGCUGAACCACUUCAACAAGCUGCAGUCUUCCUCUGAUAAGAACCUGAGAGAGGCUGACUUCUCUCCUCUGAGCUCCACAGUCCAGACCAGCAUCACCAAAGAGAAGAGUCCAGUCAACAGCGCCCUCUGGAGGCCGUGGUAG
This is a messenger RNA of Anoplopoma fimbria (sablefish), 543 nucleotides long. Its product is annotated as transcription factor HES-5-like. Gene Ontology annotation, biological process: regulation of neurogenesis; anterior/posterior pattern specification; regulation of transcription by RNA polymerase II. The record is from RefSeq and is a predicted model, not a curated record. Gene Ontology annotation, molecular function: protein dimerization activity; DNA-binding transcription factor activity, RNA polymerase II-specific; RNA polymerase II cis-regulatory region sequence-specific DNA binding. The coding region runs from base 1 to 543 and encodes 180 amino acids. The transcript has 2 exons. Gene Ontology annotation, cellular component: nucleus. Lineage: Eukaryota; Metazoa; Chordata; Actinopteri; Perciformes; Anoplopomatidae.